Mesocricetus auratus (golden hamster) is the source of this 263-nucleotide messenger RNA. Its product is annotated as overexpressed in colon carcinoma 1 protein homolog. Bases 72 to 263 code for a protein of 63 amino acids. The record is from RefSeq and is a predicted model, not a curated record. The transcript has a single exon. Lineage: Eukaryota; Metazoa; Chordata; Mammalia; Rodentia; Cricetidae.
GGGUCUCUGCCUCCGGGACCUGCGGCGGUGGUGAGGUCCAGAGCACGGCUUCCCCGCGGGCGGGCGGCGUGAUGGGUUGCGGGAACUCCACUGCCACCAGCGGGGGCGCGGGCCGAGGUGCAACAGGAGCAGUUAAAGAUGCGACGGAAGACUCCAUAACAGACGACGACAAGAGGAGAAACUAUGGAGGAGUGUAUGUUGGCCUGCCCUCUGAAGCUGCCAAUAUGGUGUCUAGUCAAGCAAAGGCAGUACGAAAGAAUUAG